This is a messenger RNA of Caenorhabditis auriculariae, 10580 nucleotides long. The record is from the annotation of a GenBank genome assembly. Lineage: Eukaryota; Metazoa; Nematoda; Chromadorea; Rhabditida; Rhabditidae.
AUGAAGCAGGUGGCGAAGGCGAAGGCGAAGGUGAUGAAGAUCGAGAAAGGAGAGAUUCUAUUGAUCGAAAUGAGCAGCAGGAGCUAAUGAAGGACAAAGAGCGAGAAAAUCCUCAGAACAGGUCCAUUUUUGAACUUCUUUGUGAAAUAAGAUGAAGAUGGUGUUUCAGCGAGGGCGAAGAAAGAGAUGAAGCAGAAGGAGCUCAAAAAUGAAACCUCUUUGAGCUUGAAAAUGGGCUUCCAGAAAGCGAGAAGAGCGUUUCGUCUCUAGCUGAGGUGAAUUUCCAUGGAAUCAGUUCAAAAAGUUUUUAAAUUGUUAGCUAAAAAGAAAAAGGGGGCUCAUUAAGUUUUUAAAUUUUUGUUGAGUUGAGAUGAAUUUGAAUUUUUAGCGUUGGAGACGGGAAACAACAACAAGAAGGGCAUGAAGAAGACGUCGACGUCGAAGAAGUCGUCGAAGAAGUGGAAGAGAAAGAAGGAGCUUCUUCUGAAGUGAACGAACGUCCACGGCUUGAAAAUGAUGUUCAGGCGUUCGAGAACAACGAUCCGAGGUAAAUUUUAACUGCAUCAGCUCGAAAGUUUAUCCUUUUUUUAGCCGAACAAAAAGGAAGAUUUAACUUUUUAAAACUUUUUCUUCUUCGCAACGUUCAUCUUUCAGCGACGGCGAAAGAGAAGAAGGAGAGGGUCAACGGGGCGACAGGAAUGAGCUUCCUCAGCUCGGACAGGAGCUCAUUGAGGGAGGUCGAAGAGCCGGAACCAUCUCAGUCGAGGUGAGAAUCAGUUGAACCUUGUCUAAAAGUAGACUCAAAUGUUAAAUUGAAAAGAGUUCGCAUACAGUCUGAUUUUUGGUUGUCAAAUAGCUGGCUCCGCCACUUUUAGGGUUUCUUAUAGGGUUGUUCCCUAGAGGGGACCCUCGAAGGUUGCCCCUACAGUGACCAAUCUGGAGAUGUUAAGUAGUGUGUUCCGCGCGAAAAGGUUACUUUUUGAAAAAAUAUCAGGAUAAGAAAACUACCGUGAAACAACUUUUUUGCGCUUUUACUCCAAAACUGCAAGAAAAAAGGUCUUGAAACGAAAUAUAGCCAAUUUUAAUUCUAUCCGUCGACGGUGUUUCGAAAAAACAGGAGAAGAUGACGUGGGAUAUGCUAGAAUGAAAAAGGAAAGUAAAAAAAAAUGCAGCGCUUUUAAAGGAGCUUCAUUACGCGGAAUAAAACAUCGACGCGAAUGAUACCGUAUCCCCAAGGGUGGAGUUACCUUUUUGAAGUUUGAAAUCUCAAUCUGGAGAAUCCUUUGUAUUUUUUCUGAGAGUAGGAAUCAUAAAAUGGUCCGUUUUUCGCGACCUGAAAAGGGCGGGACUCUCUGAGCCCUCUCAUUUUGAACUGUUCUUUUUUUUGCUCUGGCCGGCGAGGAAAGAGAGACACUAAAAAGAUCAAGUCGCGGCGGACGGACUUUGAAAAGAAUAGUUUUUCUCUGUUUAAACGGAAAAUCAAGUUGAUUUUUUAGCGAUGAAGAAGGAUCGGCUCUGACUAAUAUGGUUCCCGAUGAGAUUGAACCGGAAGAAGUCGGAAAUGAAGGUCCUGUUCCGUCCCAAAGUCAUGACAAUGGGUCUCCAGUGUCGGGAUACGAGGAACUAUCCAAUUCUGGAGAGGUUCCGCCGAAAAAUCCCCUCACAAGGUUUGAUUGUUUCUCAGUUUACAUGUGAAUAAAGCUGGCGAAGAGUCUGCCGAUUAAAAAUAGUUGACAGGAGUCAUGCUUUUUGAGUUGUAAAUUGAAACUUAGAUAACGACACAAAGGCGUGGCCAGAAAAACUGCGGGCCAUUUUUAAAAAUCCUGGAAAAAAAUUUGGAUAACACUGAAAAAAAUUUGAUUCGAAGCUUGCAAUGGAUGGUCAUUUUACUCCCAAAUUUCACAUUUUUAUCCAUUUUUAACAGGUCGAGUCAAGUUCCGGCGAAUGAAGUCGUUUCUUCCCCCGCGAACUCGGUUCAUCGUUCGUGCUCGGUGUUGGUUCUUUUUAUUUCAUUUUCCAGAAUUUUUGAACGCGAAACUGCUAAAAAUAAAAAGAAAAAUACGAUUCUUUUAGGCCUAUAAAAGAAGUUUUAUCAGAAAAAAAUUAAUCUGGUUUCAGAGAGACGGAGCCCGCCUACAUCGAAAGUCCUGAGUGAGUUUUAUUUUUAUUUUUGCAGAAAAUCGAGUUUUACGAUUUAUAAAUCGAGGUUAAUCAACUAAAAGAAAUGUAAGACCUAAAAAGACAGAUUUAUUGAGACUUCCCGCGUAAAUCUACAUGUGAGCCGAAAAAAAUUCGCAUUGGAGCGCGAGUGUACAUCAUCAUCGAUUCUUUUAUAUUUUAACUGGAAAAUCAAAUCUUUUUUUCAACUUCUUCUGUUUUUGAAUUCAUAAUGCAAUAACACAUUAACAUUAAUAAAGUUGAAAAGGUAUUGGAUUUUUAAUUGUUCGAUAAUCAGGCUUCGAAAAAAGUUAUGAGAAAUGGAAAUUUUUGGACUGAGCUACUUUUUUCAAUAUUUUCAGCUUCGUUCAUUCAAAAUCAAUUUAAUUGCAUUUUCCAAAAUGUCACAUGGUUCUUUUACAGCUUGGGGCCAGAAGAUGCCGGCAGAACGAUGUCUCCGGUUCGUUUCCUUCAUUUUUCAUUGAAAUAUGCAUUCUAUUUCAGUUUUUGUUUUAAAAAAUUGUUUUUCAGAGGGACUUUGAAAGAGAAAAACGCCAAUUGGCCACUUUCUCGCGCGAUUUGGGCUAUGAGGUGAGAUUGACUUGAUAAAACAAUCACAUUUAAAAAAUGUAAACGUAGUAUCAUUUUUCAACCUUUUUCUGAUCACAAAUUUUCCGCGUUUAAAAAGGUUCAGCGAAAUGUUAAGGGAUAUAGAGCUACUGAAGAGAUUUCUCAAGGUACCGUACUUUUUGUUAACAAAGUCGAUUUUUCACGCUUUUUGGUAUUUGGUUUUAAAAUUUUUCGAUUUCAGUGCCAGACAGGACCCAGUUAUGAGGUAUCCGACGAACACUGAAUUUGUUCGAAGUUAUCAAGAAAAGAUACGUCGUUGGAAACGCCUUCGAUUUUUCCAAACCCACGGGGUCCUUCUCCACAAAUGCGGCCGGUCAGGGAGUAGUGGUAAAUCUGGCAAAAAUUCAAACGAGAGAACAGUGGUGGUCUGAAGAGACUCCAGACGACUAGAGAGAACACUUUUCUCUUGCUUUUAUUUCAAUAAUCCUUUGUUUUUGAGUCGAGAAAACGGCGGGUGAGAGACUGUAGCGACCUGAAGAGACGUCAGAGAAGCGAGAGUGUUUUUUUUUCUCUGACAUCUCUCUCGUUGAGCCUUUUCUCGAGAAGCUAAAGAAAUGAAGGUUCCUCUUUUUCUCUGGCGUCUCCUUGGAACAGCGCUAUUUUUUCCUCCCUUAAGAUGAAAAAAUGGCUUCUCCUUUCGAAAAGAGAACAAUGAAGUCAUAGUUUCUUUUUUUCUCUGGCGUCUCUUCAGAUUGUCGGUGUUCUCUCGUUUUCAUAUUUUCAUCAACAUUUACUUUGAAUUUUCGAACAAAAAAGAGAAAAUCGAUGAUUUUUACAUAUUGUUUUUCGAAACAGAGUGGUCCCUAUUGGGGUAAAUUUAAGGUGGCCCCUAUAGGAUUUCAGCCCCUAAAGCUCAAGUGGGCCCUAUAGGAGUCUUUCAAUUUCAUUCAAAAAAAAACGAUAAUUCAUUCAGUUUUCCCCAUGGAAACGCUUCUUCGCUAAGAGUUCAUAAUAAUUAACCGUGUCCCCUGAAGUCACCACUAGCUAAAAACCCUAUAGCAACAACUUUUGCAAGCUUUAGUGGCUCUUAUAGAGGUUGAUAGACUGGUCCAUAAAGUUGCCCCUAUAGGGACCACUUUGGAGACCGAAGAUUGUUUUUUUGUAUUUUUUCAACUUCUUCGGAUUCAGAAGGUCCUAAAGAACCUCUGUACAAAAUUUCAACGAAAAAGCUUGAACUUUUGCACUUCAAGCGAGAGAACAGUGGCCGUCUGAAGAGACGCCAGGCGACGAGAGAGCGACUAUUUCUCUGCCGUCUCUUGAGACCAUCUGUUCUCAUCUUGAACUGAAAAAAAGUCCAUUAAAAUCAGUUUUUUUUCACAUUCAACUCGAAAACGGCAAAAAAAAAUGAUUGGAUCCAAAAAUGGUUUUUCCUUUCAGAAAUCGACCCCGAGGAAAUUGAUAAGCAAUAAUUUCGAUAUCGAUUUCCUGAUGGCUAAUCACUCGGUGGAAGAGCAGGCCCAAGAAAGAGUCCCAGAAACAUCGGUACUUCUUUGACUUUUCAAAAAGCAACCCUUUGAUUUUUGAAAAUUUGUGAAGGUUUUGAAACCCCCUCCGACGGUCCCAGGGCCGUAAAAAUUUUUCCAAGGUUAGAGGAUCCUUACUUAGGAGCUCCAGAGUGAUCCCUAUAGGGGCUUAGGGGGAGCUUAUUUCUUCAGUUUUUCCUGUGGAAAUGCUUCUUCGUUCACCAGUUAGAGUUCAUAACAUGUCCCCUAUAAGGGCCGCCAACUGAAACCCUAUAGGGACCACUUUUGAAGCUUUAGGGAUCCCUAUAGGUAAAGUGGUCCCUUAAAGGAUUAUUGAAAAAAAAAACACCUGUAGGCGCCGAAAAGUGAUCUUUAUAGGGGUAAAAUCAAGGUGGUCCCUAUAGGGUCUUAGGGUCUGACUCCUUAGCCCCUAAAACUCAAGUGGACCCUACAGGGGUCUUUCAAUUUUCAUUCAAAAAGUGUUUUCACUAUAAAAGGCUUUUCCGCUUAGAGUACAUAACAAUUAUCGACUAGCAUGCCCCCCAAAGGGGCCACUUUUCAAGCGUUAGGGAUCCCUAUAGGGGUUGGUGAAUUGGUCCCUAUAAGGAUUAGGGAAAACCCUAUAGUCUUAACAAUUAUUGACUAGCAUGUCCCCUAUAGGGACCACUUUUGUAAGCUCAGUUUAUAGACCUGUCAAAGCCGGCCGCGCAGCUCUGCUUUUCCAAACUGAGCCUAAGGAUAAUAAUAAAACAGACACAGUAGCUGAUUUUUCUGACAAUUUAUAUCAUUAAAAAAUUGACCUUUCUUCAGACUCCUCAAGUCGUGAAGAUGAAGGAUGGCGUUGCUGUUUUGGCUCAGCCCAGGAAGCAAAGAAACCAGCCGGUAUGUUUAGAGGUAUUUUGGCGUUGGUUGCAUUGGGAAUGGCUCGAGGCAGAAGUCGGAAAGAAAAUACUAUUAGAAAUGUCACAAUCGCGAUCUUUUUUGAGUAGGAAAUUUAAUGCGUCCAGCCAUUCCAAAUGUUGUUUACAGGGGAGGUCUCUUACUUGGCGCUUUGGAAUUUUCUACAAAUUUGCUCAAACUAUCUCUGAAGGUUUCUUUGACGACCCAUCCAAGUCGCAACCUGCCCCAGCUUCUAGCUUUCGAGAUAAUGAUUUUUGAAGUUUGAAAAAUUAGGCUUAAAAUUUCAAAUCAAAAAGACCUCCCUUGUUGGAUUUUUCAACAGUGUCGUAAGAAUAGUGUAACGAUUAUUAGUGAUCAGAGCAAAAUUGUAGCCAUUUUCAUUGGAGAUCUGCUUUAUCCGACGACUUUUUCACUGACCAGGAAACGUUUUUUCCCGGGACUUGUUUUUACCAGGGAGCGUUUUUACCCCCCGGUUGAACUUUUGCUGAAACUUUGCUGAAGCGUACUUUGGGACCUUUUGAUUGCAGAUCAAGAAAAACAUUUCUCGUAACAGAUUUUUUUUUUCAAGUUAUGGAACUUCAAAGUGUGCAAAAUACGCAAAUUAGGCCAAAAACGCGCUAUUUCGGGCUUUUGAAGUGUCCUAACUCGAAAACGAGAUCUAUUGCGAGAAUUUUUCUUUCUCUCUGGAAUCAGGGGUCUUAAAGUACCCUUCAGCAAAGUUUCAGCAAAAGUUCAACCGAACGGGGGUGAAAAAAACGUUCUCUAGUGAGUGUCUUAACCUAGGUUGCACGAGAAGUGAUUUUUCAAAACCAAAACGAGAAAAUUUCUCCAAACGAUUUCGAAACGAGAUCGAGACAAAUCUCGUGCAUCCCUGGUUUUAUUUUGGAAGUCUGCAAUUUCCCCUCAUUUAAUUUGCUCGUAGUGCAUCCAGUACAUCACAUUCCACGCCAAUCUUUGAAAGUACUUUUUGAGAAAAAUGUCUCAAUAUGCGACCUUUUCAACAUUUUUGAAGCAGUUGUUGUAUAUUCUUGAGUGCGGAUAAUUUCAAAAUUCCAAAAAUCAAAUAAAACUUUUUGGGUGAUUUUUAGGUCAGGCUUUUCCCUGAAAGUAGAAAGAACUUUAAGGGACUCAAUACCAGAUUUUUGAGAAAAAGCGCCGAAACCAUAAAAUGAGAUGAGUCAGAUUGAUUUUAAUAUUACCUUUAAGCCCCGGGCGGUACCGUUGGCAGCUUUGGACCAAGCCAGCUCAUCGGGCGCUUCCAGCUCCCGGCAGCCCCAGAGCGUCGCUUCUCCCGACGACAUGCCCGGAGGAUCGGGCACCUUCUUCGAUCCGGUGCACCAGGUUGAGAAAUUUCCUUUUGAAACAGUCCGACCCGUCUGCGCUCUAUUUUCCCUCGCCGACUUUAGAAAAAGAUAAUCUUGUCGGAUGCGCUAUAGUCUUUUUCGCGUGUCUGCGUCUCUCUGUUCUCUCACCACCUAGGGCUAGCGAAAAAUGAAAAUAGCAUGGUAACAUGAGAGAGAGUCGCAGAGAAGUUACGCGCUUUCAAGUCAAGAAAAACGGACAUUGAAAUUAUCUUGGCAUGCUGGAAAAGUCGAUUGGUUUUUUUUAAUUUUUGAAGAUCUUUGAGCUCGAAAUGGUUUAGGUCUACAUAUUCUUGAGUGCGGAUGAUUUCAAAAUUCCAAAAAAAAUCAAAUAAAACUUUUUGGGUGUUUUUUUAGGUCAGGCUUUUUCCCUGAAAGUAGAAAGAAUUUUAAGGAACUUAAAACCAGAUUUUUAGUGCCGAAACCAUACGUGAGAUGAGCAUAACUGACAGCAAAAAUUUUUUUGAUUUGAACGUAUGAUAUAAGAUCGGACGAGCUUUCCAGCGAGCACUCUGAAAAAUUUUUAAAUGGUUUCUUGCCAACCCCCUCCCUCCAUUUUCUCGUUUUUUUGCUAUAUCUCCCCUUUUUCAGGUCCCACCGAGACUAUCUCAUGUAUGCCCGAAACUUUUAAUAUUAUAUGGUAAUACGUAUUUUUCAACACCUUGAAAAAAACGUUCAAAAGCUUGAAACUUGAAAAAAUCGCGAUCUUGAAAAUCUCUAGAUCUACAAAUCUUUCCAAAAUUUUGUCCAUUCCUUGACCGUGUUGAAAUCGGGCAGAUUGGACUCGCACUAGUCUUGCUCAGCUCGGGGCUUGCAGCUUGACCUAGACCUAAUAUCUUGCUGGAGGAGCCAGCGACGGUUUGCAAAGUGGAAAAAAAAAAGAACAGAUUGAAAUUCCAUUGGCAAAAAAGAAAGUUGGAGUGAUCGAAAAGUCCGUGCAAUAUUAAUGCCCACCCCCGUACAUGUGAAUCUUGAUCUGUUGCCCUUCACAAUGCAGAUUUUUUUUCUUUUUUUAAUUUUUAAGAAUUCAAAAGUUUUCAGGUGAAGAAGUUCGCUUGCCUCAUCUGCCAAAAACCCUAUGUCGAUCCCACAAGAAUCGACCAACACUCGGAAAAAGCCCAUGGAGUGGUCAGUUUUUAUUAAAAGCAAAAACGGUUUUUGGCGCGUCAGCAUUGCUGGUUCAUCCUCCGAAAUUCUCUCUCGAAGAAAAAGCUUUUUGGGCUACUCAAUUUAUUUCUCAAUAGAGCAGCUUCUGUUAUUUAUUCGUAGAGAAUUUUGGAGGAUGAACCUCGAAAAAAAUUCGGAUUGCAUAGGCUAAGUCGGAAAGGGUGGGAAAAAGGUUCUAUAGAAAUGUUCCCUUUUGCUGCCUUUUUGCGCCAUUUUAUCGGCUUUUGUGCACCAUUUUUGCUGCCUCUUUUCCACCAUUUCUUGAUCUUUUUGAAAUCCCAGAAAAAUGGAAAACUCUUUCUUGAGCCUCUCCCUUUUAGUGGCUAUUAUUCACCUUACCGACUUUGCCCGAGGAAAAGGUUCUAUAUUUCUGACUUUCAAUCCUCCUAACUUUGUUAUUUUCAAGUUUUAGAGAAACUGUUAGAUUCCUGCGGUUCUUAAUUUUCUUCCUUUCUCUGACAUGUCUGCGCUCUCUUCUCCCUCAAUAGUGUUAGAGAGAAGUCGUCAAGGAAGAAGAGAGCGCAGAGAAAAAGACUGUUUUAAGAGCUGGAUAUAUAACUUAUUCACGGCUAGUUUGGGACGCAAAAAGGCGUGGCCUGUCUCUGCGCUCUCUAUUAACCAGGCUUGUAUCUUUUCUCAACAUGUCAGGACCCUUUUUUCGAUGGCUCAAACCGGCCGUGAACCAACUUCACACAGCAUUGGAACCAUCUUCGAUUUAAACUUUUUAUUUCACGUCUCAACUGUGAAUUUUUUUCUGAAUCUUCUAGACGGAUCUCUCAUCGUUGCUCGGCGCUUUUUAUAAUAAUCAAGAGAUGAUCAACCGCAUUUCGGUCGCCGUUACUCAGCAGGUGGCGACAGCGAGGAAUCGGCAACGUGGUAAGCUAGAAAUCGACAGAAAAUUGAAUAAGUGUGAAGUAACUCGGACGGCAAUUGAUUAUAUGUUAAUUAGGAUAACCAUAAAGCCUACCACGUGAAAGUACCGUAUGUCGAAUCGUUCGUAUAUUUUUUUCAGAUGCAUGUGAGUGCCCAACCUGCGGAGAGGCGCAUUUCGUUCUUGCUCCCUUGCAAAUACAUAUGAUGCAAAAACAUAGCCAUGUGAGUUUUUCAAAAAAAUUUUUCCAAUUUCUAGAGAAAAAAUCAUUUUUAGCUUUCUUAAAAAUCCAAUUUUAAAAGUUUUAAAAGGGUCAAGCAAGUUUAGCGAAAUGGUAUGUAAGAGCUAGAGAGUUUAGAGAUAAAAUCAUUAAAUUACCAGAAAAUAGUUCAAUUUUUCAAUAAGAUCCUCAAAAACACUUUUUUUGUAAGGUAUUUUGUUGAGAAAAAAACUUAAUUAUGUUCAGAAAAAAACGGAAGAAGUCGCAACUGGAAAGAUGCAGCAUCCUGUUUCGCGCUGAGCUGCUUUUUAAAAUGUUGGAAAACUAUAAAGGUGCAGAAUAAAUUUUUUUACUAACGAAUUCGAUGAUAUAAUAAUGCAAAAAUUCAAACACAUUUCUUUGAAAAAGGUCAAAACGAAGUACCUGAUGGUAGGAAGGAAUUUUGGAUCCACGAAUAUUUGUGAGCGUUAAUUGUGCAUACACCAAUCUUGGAUGCUCGAAUCUUUGAAAAAUUUGAAUCUUUGAAAACAAAUUCUUGGGAAUAUUCACUUCUUUUCUGAUUUUUCAUAUAUUUUUCAAUUUUUGAAUACGGAAAUUGAUGGAGAAUGUAUACAAAGUGAAUGAAAAAUGUGGUAGCCGUUCUGCAGGUAAUCUUUGACAAAAUGUAUGCGAGAAAGACGCAUUAUUUGAUAAAAAAAGUUAGUUGAAAACAAUUACACAGUGUUCAUUUGAGGUCGAAACACGACAUCCUCACAAUAGAACGACAAAGGAAAAAAUGAAAGAAACGAAAAGAUGAUAAUUCAAAAAGAGGGUAUAUCCCCAAGAAUCGUUUUCAAAGAUUCAAAUUUUCAAAGAUUCGAGCAUCCAAGAUUGGUGUAUGCACAAUUAACGCUCCCGAAUAUUCGGGGAACCAAAAUUCCUUCCUACUAUCAAGUGCCUUCACGGAACCAAAACAGUGAUUUUUUUGAGUCCAAAAUGAAAACUAAAGGGAAAAACUUUGUUCUAAACAAAGGGAUUUACCAUGGGAAUUUCUUUAUUUUUCGAAAUAAACAUAAUUGUUAUAUCGUCACAAAUUUUUCAUUUUUCUGAACUCAAAAAUCACUUUCCAUCCAAAACGAAGUAUCGGGGGAAGCAGGGAUGAACUUCGAAAAGUCACGGAAGACACCAAUGAAAAAUGGCUAUAUUUCCAUUAUUUCAGUUCUCGUUUUUCUCAACGAAUCUGCAAGAGUUGACUCCUUUCAAAAACCUUAACUACUGCUUUUUCAAUUUCUUUCAAAAAGUACGUUUUCAUAAACCAGAACAAGAGUUGGAUAUUGAUACGAGAUCUCGUCUCGUGCAUCCCUGGCGUACACAUCAGACCAGGAGCAUCGAUGUCGUUGCGCAAAAACUGUUCAGUCAAGACGCCAGAUGACAAAAGCAGUUUACACUUUUGCGAAACCCCUCUUCUUGAAAGUUCCUCAAAUUAUAUAUCCGUGUUGAGCAAUACCUUCGAAAACGAGAUGAUCCCAGGGCGACCCGCCAAAAACAACUAAAUAUCUUUGCUUUGAAAUACGCGAAGCGAAGCAAAUAUCUUCCCACGGAAACUCAGAAGUCAAGAAAAACAAAACUUGAACUGAAGUAACGAUGAUUUUUAUUGAUGGAAACAAAAUAUAACAUAUUCAAAGAGAAAAAUUGAUACAAAAUUUUCAAAUAUUUUAAAUAAGAAUUUGCAUUACGCAGCCAGCGGAACCUUUGGGAAUCCUUCGAGAAGUGUGCAGUUCCAGCCGAUGACACUGAUCGUGCCGCAAUUAUUUGUUCAGAGAGGAGUUUAG